Messenger RNA from Oncorhynchus kisutch (coho salmon), 1254 nucleotides. Its product is annotated as sclerostin domain-containing protein 1-like. The transcript is spliced from 2 exons. NCBI's taxonomy places the organism in Eukaryota, Metazoa, Chordata, Actinopteri, Salmoniformes, Salmonidae. The coding region runs from base 1 to 459 and encodes 152 amino acids. Gene Ontology annotation, biological process: negative regulation of BMP signaling pathway; negative regulation of Wnt signaling pathway. Gene Ontology annotation, molecular function: BMP binding. The record is from RefSeq and is a predicted model, not a curated record.
AUGAAGGAGGAGAUUAAUGUAACACUCUCUCCUCCCCUCUCAAUCACAGAGCAGGGUCAGGCACAAAGCCAGGUGGGCUGCAGAGAGCUGCGUUCCACCAAGUACAUCUCAGAUGGUCAGUGCACCAGCCUGAACCCGAUCAAGGAGCUGGUGUGUGCCGGGGAGUGUCUUCCCUCCCACCUACUGCCCAACUGGAUCGGCUCCGGUCCCGGGUACACCGGAAAGUUCUGGAGCCGCAGGUCGGCCCAGGAGUGGCGCUGCGUCAUCGACCGGACCCGGACCCAGCGCAUCAGCCUGCAGUGUCAAGACGGAAGGUCCAGGACCUAUAAGAUCACUGUGGUUACCUCCUGCAAGUGUAAACGUUACUCCAGGCAGAACAAUGACUCAGGGAAUGGGAAGUCAGAGCUGGAGGUCAGGCAGGCCCAGGGCCAGGGCUCCACACUCCAGGCAGAACAAUGACUCAGGGAAUGGGAAGUCAGAGCUGGAGGUCAGGCAGGCCCAGGGCCAGGGCUCCACACUCCAGGUAGAACAAUGACUCAGGGAAUGGGAAGUCAGAGCUGGAGGUCAGGCAGGCCCAGGGCCAGGGCUCCACACUCCAGGCAGAACAAUGACUCAGGGAAUGGGAAGUCAGAGCUGGAGGUCAGGCAGGCCCAGGGCCAGGGCUCCACACUCCAGGGGCCCAAGAGGAGGAAGGGAAAGGAAGGGAAGAAUGGACGUUCUGGUCAGGGGGACUGGGCAGAAGAACAGCCUAAAAAAUACUGAACUGAGCCCGCUGGUCAGGGGGGCUCUGUACACCUCUGAGGGGUUGGAAGGUCUCUCUGUGCCCCCACUUCAGAAACAACACCAACAGACACUAGUUUUGUUUAGAAGGCAACAAUGUGUUUGCUGUAUUUAAUGCAGCUAAAUUGAGAAGGCUUGAGAAGGCUAUGGAAUGAUUCCUCAGACAGUGCAACUGGUUUGCCAAAUAUUGACCACUGUGGAUGUGUUUGUGUAUGUAUGCGUUUUUGUAUGAUAGAAUGAGACUAGUUCAAAUCGCACAAGAACCGCAUUUGACAGCUAAGAUGAGGAGUUCUCUCAACAGAUGAAUAUGUUGUCCACAUCAUAAUGUUUAGAUUAACAGAAAAAGCCAGAGUAUGUAUGUAAAUAGUGAUUCUAUACUCUGGGUUACUUUUUAAUGUAUGUAAAGGAUGACUAUGACAAUGUAAUAUAUUUUUGUAUGGGGAUAGCUGAACUAAAUAUAAAUAAGUUCAUGUU